UAUUAUUAUUUUUUUUUUUUAUGAUCUGCUCAGAAAUGUGGGAGACUGGUGCAUCUGAAGUGUAAAGAAACCCGAAAGCAUUUUUGCCAGGAACAAGCACGCAAAGCUUUCUCGUAUAUCUGGGACAACUUUAAAAAGCGUAAAGGAUGUCAGCGCUGCGGAAAAAAUUUGGGGAUGAUUAUCAGGUGGUGACCACCUCGUCCAGCGGCGGAGGGUUCAACCAGGCCCCCGAGAAGAAAAGAAAACGUCAGCGCUUUGUGGACAAGAACGGCCGGUGUAACGUCCAGCACGGGAACCUGGGAGGAGAAACCAGCCGGUACCUGUCGGACCUGUUCACCACACUCGUGGACCUCAAAUGGCGCUGGAAUCUAUUCAUCUUCAUUCUUACCUACACGGUGGCGUGGCUCUUCAUGGCUUCUAUGUGGUGGGUCAUUGCCUUUAUACGUGGAGACCUGAACCAGGCCCACGAUGACAAGUACACACCGUGCGUGGCCAAUGUGUACAACUUUCCCUCCGCUUUUCUGUUCUUCAUCGAAACUGAGGCCACUAUCGGAUACGGUUACCGCUACAUUACAGACAAGUGCCCGGAAGGCAUCAUUCUCUUCCUCUUCCAGUCCAUCCUAGGCUCCAUAGUGGACGCUUUUCUGAUCGGUUGCAUGUUCAUCAAGAUGUCCCAGCCGAAGAAACGCGCGGAGACGCUGAUGUUCAGCGAGCACGCGGUUAUUUCCAUGCGUGACGGCAAACUGACCCUGAUGUUCCGAGUGGGUAACCUGCGGAACAGCCAUAUGGUCUCCGCGCAAAUACGCUGCAAACUACUCAAAUCCCGUCAGACUCCUGAAGGAGAGUUUUUGCCUCUGGAUCAACUGGAGCUGGACGUUGGUUUCAGUACCGGAGCCGACCAGCUUUUCUUGGUGUCUCCUCUGACAAUCUGCCAUGUGAUCGACUCCAAGAGCCCAUUCUACGACCUUUCGCUCAGGUCCAUGCAAACAGAGCAAUUUGAGAUUGUGGUUAUCCUAGAGGGAAUCGUGGAGACCACCGGUAUGACAUGCCAGGCUCGCACUUCGUAUACGGAGGACGAGGUUCUGUGGGGUCACCGUUUCUUCCCGGUAAUUUCUCUGGAGGAGGGUUUCUUCAAGGUCGACUAUUCGCAGUUUCACGGCACUUUUGAGGUCCCCACACCUCCGCACAGUGUUAAAGAACAGGAGGAGAGUUUGCUCCUGUCCUCCCCUCUGACGGCCCCCUCUUUAUGCCACAGCGCAGGUGGGGUGACGGAGGGCAGCAGCACUCUUGAAGGUCUGGAUCUUCAGAGCGAUGCAGAAACGGGCUCUAUCAAUAUAGCAACCCCUAUGCCCACCACCAAAAUGCCUGCCAAAUUUCAAAAGCUUACGGGACGGGACCCCCCCAUCCGGGACGGCAUGCCCCGCAAGCUUCUGCGCAUGAGCUCGGAGAUCACCUACAACCUGGGUGACCUGCCCGUCAAACUCCAGCGAAUCAGCUCAGCUCCGGGUGUGGCAGAAGAGAGGCUUCAGCCAAUCAGUGCCAUGGAGGACAGACUGGCUCCCAAGCUGGGCUUGGUGGGCGGGACUGAACACAUCAGCCAAUCAGUGACAGAUCUGCCACCGAAACUGCAAAGGUUGGCUGGAGGGGGGGUGGGUGGAAUCGGAAUCGGAGGACGAAUGGAUGGACAUCUGCCUCCCAAACUGAGAAAAAUGAAUUCGGAGAGGUUCACAGGCUUGAGUUUUAAAUGAACUUGACUUCUACAUCUACACGUUUCGCCCAUUUACCUCCUCUGAAAUUGCAAUCUAUACUUUUAGCAAUUUAUAUAUAUGGAUAAAAUAUUAGUUUAAUGCUAAUCCUCUGCACAAUCUGGCAUGUUUUUACCGCAAACAGCAUGAAAGCAGAAUUCAUUCAACACCUAAUUACAGAGAAUAUAACAAUAUUCAACACUAUUUAACAACGAUUCAUGAUAUACCUUUUAUAUUAGCCUGUUAGCCAAACAUGUUUUGAGGGUUUGCCUAUAUUAUGUAUAUCUUAAAAUAGAAUAUCAAUAUAAUUAUCAGAAUGCAGUGUCAGUAUUCACUGAUAAUCCAUGGUAACUAAUGUUUUUAAAGAAGCCAAUGGCUAUAACCUGAGUUAGUCGUUUGGUUUUUUUAAUCAGUGGAUUGGUUAUUGUGGUUCACAAUAACACAUUGAGAGAUUAGUUACUGUGGUCUUUAGACUUAAAGAAAUGGGCGCUGUGCAUUUAUGGAAAUGUACCAUUUUUUGAUGAACCGACUCAGGUUUUUUGUUGGUUUUUUUAUCUAUUGCAUGAUCAAGCCAGAUUAUCUCACGUCAAAAAUUAAGCCUUAAAUAUAAGGAGCCAAAUGUAAAUCGCCAAUCGUAGUUUGGAAAGCUUUUAAAAAGGUUGCCACUUUUAAAGCUUUUCUUAGCCACUGUGGAAGAGUAAGGCUUUCACACAGUAUUUCACAUUUGGCUCCCAAUACUUAACUGACUUUAUAUAUGAUGUUUUGUCAAUGAUUGUUUCCUGCUGUUCUCCAUUUAGCAGUUUAAGCUUAGUUGAAAUGUUCAAAUAUUUUCCUGACCUGAAUGACUUGAGUAUUGCGAUGGGUAAGGUGAAUAAAAGUGGGAGGGGGGAAACCAUCAAAGACUGAAAAGAGCACAAUGGAUGUGUUUAUCUGUUUUAAUAUUCUUUAAAGAUAAGACCUUGUCGACAUUGUUAUGGCUUUGUUUAUCUCUUGUGUUUGAAAACCGAAGCAAUAAGAUUAUAAAUUGCAGUGGAACUUCUGACUGGAAAAAUCUCGUACUUUACGUUAUGUUACCGUUAAAUGGUUUUACAGUUUUCUAAUUGUGUUUAUCUCAAUACAUUCUAUUCUACUUCUGACGAAUAUAAGAAUGGCAGUUGGAGCGGUUUAUAAUACUGUAAUAAAUGUGUUGUGAUGUGUAACAAGUCUAUUAUAAAAGGAAACAACUGAAGGAUAAACCUCCACCUGAACUUUCAUCACAAAAUGAGUCCAAAAAUGAAUCAAAGCUAUGGGUGGAAUUGGCCAUGUUCGACACAUAUAAGCUCAUUGGUAUUGGCAGAGGUCUUCCCCAAAAAUAAAGCAGUUUGAUCUGGUAUGACCC
Rhinichthys klamathensis goyatoka is the source of this 3123-nucleotide messenger RNA. It is a transcript of the gene kcnj3b, whose product is annotated as potassium inwardly rectifying channel subfamily J member 3b. Gene Ontology annotation, biological process: regulation of monoatomic ion transmembrane transport; potassium ion import across plasma membrane. Lineage: Eukaryota; Metazoa; Chordata; Actinopteri; Cypriniformes; Leuciscidae. The transcript is spliced from 3 exons. Gene Ontology annotation, molecular function: G-protein activated inward rectifier potassium channel activity. The coding region runs from base 147 to 1748 and encodes 533 amino acids. The record is from RefSeq and is a predicted model, not a curated record. Gene Ontology annotation, cellular component: plasma membrane.